This is a messenger RNA of Trichoplusia ni (cabbage looper), 1061 nucleotides long. RefSeq lists its product as uncharacterized. Bases 282 to 1061 code for a protein of 259 amino acids. The record is from RefSeq and is a predicted model, not a curated record. Lineage: Eukaryota; Metazoa; Arthropoda; Insecta; Lepidoptera; Noctuidae. The transcript has 5 exons.
GACUACCAGUUACUAUUAUCACAAUUAAAAUUAACCAUUUUUUUACAACAGUAACAGGCGACUUUACCCUACAAGUUCAUCUACCGACUUGUGUAAUUAAUGACCAACAUAAAAGCAUGUAGCAAUGUUUAUGUCUAGAAAAUAUUCACUAUUUAGCCCUCAAAGCUGUUCCGAGGCUACUCCACAUAUGGCAAGUACGUACAAUAGCAAAGGUAAUAUAUAGGUAAAGUAUUCAUCCUAUAUCUUAGAUAGGCGUGAGCUCUAAAGGGAAAAGGUUCGACAUGGAUCUGUUGAAGUUAAUUUUAAUAUUGAUAGUAAUAUGUGUGGACUGUGCGUUUGGGAGACGGUUGAACAGGAAUGGGACUGAAGAUGGAGAUAGUAGUGAAUUACCCAAGUCAGUAUGCCACUACUCGGACCCGAACGUAGCCGACUGCAUCCAGCGGAUCGCGGAGCAGGCUCGCCAGCUCCUCGCUCAAGGAGUGCCGUCCCUCAACAUCCAGCCUCUGGAACCCCUCAAGAUCCCCAGCAUCAGGCUGCGGCAGCACAACAUGCCGAAGAACCACUUCAAAUAUGACGCCUGGUUGACAGAUGUCACUCUCGAAGGACUCACGAAUUACACGUUUAAUAAGUUGGACGUGUACCCUGAAGAGUUGAAGGUGACAGCAAACAUCAGCAUCCCUCACCUAGUGAUGUCGGGCGACUACGUCGUGCUCGGCGAGUUUCAAAUGCUGCCCGUCGAGUCCACCGGCAAGAUGGCUGCUAACUUCACGUUAUGCACGGCGGCGCUAGAAGCACUAGGGGCUAGAGUGCACAAGCGCAUGGUGAUCCGAGACGCAUCUGUACACUUGCAGUGCACCGGCCCUCUCAAGGCCAGUCUGAUGGAGGCACACUCAACUACGGGGGAAAUGGAAAUGAUAACAGACCACAUCUCUCAGAUGCACUCUACGGAGAUCGCGAAGGAGGUCCAGCCGGCAGUGGAGACAGCCCUCGGGAUGGUGCUCGAAGACAUCUCCAAUAAGUUCCUCAAGCACAUCCGACCUGAUAUGGUAUUUCCGAACUAA